This is a messenger RNA of Brienomyrus brachyistius, 5441 nucleotides long. RefSeq names its product mucin-2-like. The coding region runs from base 827 to 5152 and encodes 1441 amino acids. NCBI's taxonomy places the organism in Eukaryota, Metazoa, Chordata, Actinopteri, Osteoglossiformes, Mormyridae. The record is from RefSeq and is a predicted model, not a curated record. Gene Ontology annotation, cellular component: extracellular matrix. The transcript has 16 exons.
CACACCAAUCACUGGGACUACUACAACAGGGCCAACCACGCAUAUCACUGGGACUACUACAACUGGAUCAACCACACCUUUCACCCAGACUACUACAACUGGGUCAACCACGCCUUUUACUGAGACUACUACAACUGGAUCAACCACACCUAUCACUGGGACUACUACAACUGGGCCAACCACACCUAUCACUGGGACUACUACAACAGGGCCAACCACGCAUAUCACUGGGACUACUACAACUGGAUCAACCACACCUUUCACCCAGACUACUACAACUGGGUCAACCACGCCUUUUACUGAGACUACUACAACUGGAUCAACCACACCUUUCACCGAGACUACUACAACUGGGUCAACCACGCCUUUUACUGAGACUACUACAACUGGGUCAACCACGCCUUUUACUGAGACUACUACAACUGGAUCAACCACACCUAUCACUGGGACUACUACAACUGGGCCAACCACACCUGUGACUAAGACAACUGGGCCAACCACGCAUACCACUGGGACUACUGAAACUAGGCCAACCACACCUGUGACUAAGACAACUGGGCCAACCACGCAUAUCACUGGGACUACUAUAACUGGAUCAACCACACCUAUCACUGAGACUACUACAACUAGGCCAACCACGCAUAUCACUGGGACUACUACAACUGGAUCAACCACGCCUUUCACCCAGACUACUACAACUGGGUCAACCACACCGUUCACCAAGACUACUACAACUGGGCCAACCACACCUAUCACUGGGACUACUACAACUGGGCCAACCACGCAUAUCACUGGAACUACUACAACUGGUUCAACGACUGUGACUAUGACUACGACAACUGGGUCAACCACGCAUGCCACUGGGACUACUGAAACUAGGCCAACCACACCUGUGACUAAGACAACUGGGCCAACCACACAUAUCACUGGGACUACUACAACUGGAUCAACCACACCUAUCACUGAGACUACAACAACAGGGCCAACCACGCAUAUCACUGGGACUACUACAACUGGAUCAACCACACCUUUCACCCAGACUACUACAACUGGGUCAACCACGCCUUUUACUGAGACUACUACAACUGGAUCAACCACACCUAUCACUGGGACUACUACAAAUGGGCCAACCACACCAAUCACUGGGACUACUACAACAGGGCCAACCACGCAUAUCACUGGGACUACUACAACUGGAUCAACCACACCUUUCACCCAGACUACUACAACUGGGUCAACCACGCCUUUUACUGAGACUACUACAACUGGAUCAACCACACCUAUCACUGGGACUACUACAACUGGGCCAACCACACCUAUCACUGGGACUACUACAACAGGGCCAACCACGCAUAUCACUGGGACUACUACAACUGGAUCAACCACACCUUUCACCCAGACUACUACAACUGGGUCAACCACGCCUUUUACUGAGACUACUACAACUGGAUCAACCACACCUAUCACUGGGACUACUACAACUGGGCCAACCACGCAUAUCACUGGGACUACUGAAACUAGGCCAACCACACCUGUGACUAAGACAACUGGGCCAACCACGCAUACCACUGGGACUUCUGAAACUAGGCCAACCACACCUGUGACUAAGACAACUGGGCCAACCACACAUAUCACUGGGACUACUACAACUGGAUCAACCACACCUAUCACUGAGACUACAACAACAGGGCCAACCACGCAUAUCACUGGGACUACUACAACUGGAUCAACCACACCUUUCACCCAGAGUACUACAACUGGGUCAACCACACCUUUUACUGAGACUACUACAACUGGAUCAACCACACCUAUCACUGGGACUACUACAACUGGGCCAACCACACCAAUCACUGGGACUACUACAACAGGGCCAACCACGCAUAUCACUGGGACUACUACAACUGGAUCAACCACACCUUUCACCCAGACUACUACAACUGGGUCAACCACGCCUUUUACUGAGACUACUACAACUGGAUCAACCACACCUAUCACUGGGACUACUACAACUGGGCCAACCACACCUAUCACUGGGACUACUACAACAGGGCCAACCACGCAUAUCACUGGGACUACUACAACUGGAUCAACCACACCUUUCACCCAGACUACUACAACUGGGUCAACCACGCCUUUUACUGAGACUACUACAACUGGAUCAACCACACCUAUCACUGGGACUACUACAACUGGGCCAACCACACCAAUCACUGGGACUACUACAACUGGGCCAACCACGCAUAUCACUGGAACUACUACAACUGGUUCAACGACUGUGACUAAGACUACGACAACUGGGUCAACCACGCAUACCACUGGGACUACUGAAACUAGGCCAACCACACCUGUGACUAAGACAACUGGGCCAACCACACAUAUCACUGGGACUACUACAACUGGAUCAACCACACCUAUCACUGGGACUACAACAACAGGGCCAACCACGCAUAUCACUGGGACUCCUACAACUGGAUCAACCACGCCUUUCACCCACACUACUACAACUGGGUCAACCACACCGUUCACCGAGACUACUACAACUGGGCCAACCACACUUAUCACUGGGACUACUACAACUGGAUCAACCACAGCUGGGACUACGACAACUGGGUCAACCACGCAUACCACUGGGACUACUAAAACUAGGCCAACCACACCUGUGACUGAGACAACUGGGUCAACCACGCAUAUCACUGGGACUACUACAACUGGAUCAACCACGCAUAUCACUGGGACUACUACAACUGGGCCAACCACGCAAAUCACUGGGACUACUACAACUGGAUCAACCACACCUAUCACUGGGACUACUACAACUGGGCCAACCACGCAUAUCACUGGGACUACUACAACUGGGCCAACCACGCAUAUCACUGGGACUACUACAACUGGAUCAACCACACCUAUCACUGAGACUACUACAACUAGGCCAACCACGCAUAUCACUGGAACUACUACAACUGGGUCAACGACUGUGACUAAGACUACGACAACUGGGUCAACCACACCUACCAAUGGGACUACUAAAACUAGGCCAACCACACCUGUGACUAAGACAACUGGGCCAACCACGCAUAUCACUGGGACUACUAAAACUAGGCCAACCACACCUGUGACUAAGACAACUGGGUCAACCACGCAUAUCACUGAAAGUACUACAACUGGGUCAACGACUGUGACUAAGACCACGAGAAAUAAGUCAACCACGCAUAUCACUGCGACUACUACAACUGGCUCAUCCACAAGUGUGACUAAAUCCAGUACAACUCAGUCAUCCAGCACUGGAUAUUCAACAACAUGCUCACCUCUCCUCAAGUGUCCUCAACCACCUCCAUGUUCUGGUGGGCACCUUGAAUGGUACCAUGAUGGGUGCUGCAACAAAGCUCACUGUGUUUGCCCCCCCUGUCCAGAAACUGCGAAACCACAGUGCCCCAGAGGACUGCUAAGGAAUAUCUCUGAUGAUUGCUGCAGCAGAUGGACUUGUGAUUGUCAGUGUGAUCUCUACGGAGAUCCCCAUUACAUCACCUUCCAAGGCACACCAUAUGACAGCUACGACAACUGCACUUAUAUCCUGGUGAAGGAGAAGGUGCCACGAUAUAAUUUCCUCGUUGCUGUGGACAACUACCUACUUAAAUAUUUCACGGGCUCAUUUGUUAAGGGCGUCAUAGUGCAAUAUAUGAGUUCCAAAGCCACCCUAUAUGUAAAUGGAAACAAAAUCCAGUGCAAACUCAACAACCAGACAAUAGUGCCACCUUACAAUAAUCAGGGGAUGAGGUUUGAGAAAACUAGUUACAAGGUUAUUCUGUAUAUUGAUCAAAUUCGCUCCAGCGUCUCCAUCUCAGUAAACAGUGACUUAACUGUUACCUUGGCAAUGGAAAACUUUGAGCAUAAUACUGAAGGACAGUGUGGUGUUUGUGCUGGAGCGUCUUGUGUGCGCAGCAAUGGAGUGGUCGAGAGCGACUCAUGCUGUGGACCGACGUCUUCAUCGUGGGUGUAUAACGAUCCAGCGAAGCCUUACUGUAAACCCAAAGAUCUUCCUUGUUUUCCUACUACUACUCCUCCUACUCAACCCAUCUGUUCACCUGACCCUCGGGGUUCAGACCUCUGUAAUAUCAUUGAUGGCAGCGCCUUUGCGGACUGCAGAAAAAUAGUGGACCUGUCAUACAUUAAACGGAGCUGUAUAGCAGAUUUGUGCAUGAUGAAGAACCAAAGCCAUGAAUAUCUCUGCUCAACGCUGAGCAAAGCGGCCGAGGAAUGCAACACACACCACGUCUGUGUGGAAUGGAGACACCUGACCAACGGAGUUUGUGAUUUCUCUUGUAAGCCUGGGCUGGUUUUUCAAGAAUGUCGUGACCAUGCUGAUGACUACUGUGAAGCAGGGCAACGUGUACCAGGAAGCCGCUUUGACCUUGACCAAGCUGGGUGCUACUGUCCUGAAGGAAUGGUCCUGUCAGAAAAAUACAAAGAUAUAUGUGUGACGAAUUGUACAAGCUGCAAGGGUCCGGUUGGAGAACCUAAGCAGCCUGGUGACACCUGGGAGUCGGCGUGCCACAGCUGCACCUGUAGUAAAAUCACCAAUACCGAGGAGUGUGUGCCCCUGCCCCCUCCUACCCCUGUCAUCUGCAGAGACAACCAGAUAGCCAUCACCAUUAACCAGGGAUGCUGGAAUACAACCAAAUGUGUUUCCAGGACCUGUCGGCAAAAUGGAACAGAGUAUCAGGUCGGUCAGAGUUGGAAGGACCCUUAUAAGCCAUGUGUUACUUACGUCUGUGAGAAGGAAGGAAUAAAUACCAAAACAAUGGUUUGUCCAGCAGCUGUGACCUGUGCAGAGGAGUUCAGGAUUUGGGAUGCACAGCACUGCUGCUACAAUUGCAGUAACGUGUGCUCUGUGACGACGUCAAACGCUGUGCUAUCCGAUGGAGGCUGCACCAAAACACUACAGCUCCCCGCAUGCCAGGGCCAGUGUCAGUCAUCUUCAAUGUGGUCAUAUUCAAAGGGUGUUUUCCAAAUGGGUGGGACCUGCGGCUGCUGCCAGGAGCAGAGCUCUGAAAUGCGACAAGUACAGCUGACCUGCAGUGGCAACACAACACAGACCUACAGAUACAGGCACAUCACGGCCUGCGAGUGCAAACUCUGCAAGGGGGAGAACUGAAGCCGUCGGGUUCAGCAAUGACCCGGGUGAACGGCCCAGCGCUCUUUCAAACACCUUUGGUCACCAUGGAAAUCUGUCUUCUUAACCUUCUCAAAUGUCACAUUGUUCAUAAACAAGACAUUAUCCCCAAAAUAAUCAUAAUUUAGUUAUAUCAGCUAUAUCUAAUACAGGAAAUCAGUUUUGCAUAAUUAAGUCAUUAAAUAAAUUAACAUAUUGGUGUAUUGGUGAUGGAACAGUAAUAUCAUGCUGUGUCUUUUGAAAUUUGAAAUAAACCAUCUUUGCAUCUGUU